CACACGAAUAUUUGAAGAAUUGGCAGACGCGGAAGUGUAGCCACUUUCUACAAAUCAGUGUGGUGCUUAGAACAGAUCCGCCGGGUACCAAUGGCUUUUAGAUUUUUUGAGGAGAGUGCCCAUGUUGCCGCUUACCUGCAAUACAGAGUGACCCCCCAUGAGUUGAUCAACAAGAUCAUAGACUUUAUGGGACCAAAGUUGCAAAACAAGUUCAACCUUGCAGUAGAUGUCGGCUGUGGUAACGGAAAGGGGACAGUACUUUUGGCUCCGUACUUCAACCAGGUUGUUGGGACAGACGUUAGCCCCGCUCAACUGGGGCUUGCUCGGGCCAAUAGUAUUCGUCAGAAUGUCUCAUACAGGCUCCAAAAUUGCAAAACCUUAAGGCGGAGCUCUUGCAAUGGGUCUGGAUGCACUUCAUCAAGUAU
Molecule: messenger RNA, 425 nt
Organism: Hippocampus comes (tiger tail seahorse)
Lineage: Eukaryota; Metazoa; Chordata; Actinopteri; Syngnathiformes; Syngnathidae
Product: putative methyltransferase DDB_G0268948
Exons: 3
Source: RefSeq, a predicted model, not a curated record